Verticillium alfalfae VaMs.102 is the source of this 1449-nucleotide messenger RNA. RefSeq lists its product with no specific name. The transcript is spliced from 4 exons. The coding region runs from base 1 to 1449 and encodes 482 amino acids. Lineage: Eukaryota; Fungi; Ascomycota; Sordariomycetes; Glomerellales; Plectosphaerellaceae. The record is from RefSeq and is a predicted model, not a curated record.
AUGCAGCCAGGCGGCGCUUUCUUGCCAGUGAUUCAUCCCACUGUCAUGGUGCUCUCCACCGUUGCGUCCAUGUCUCCUCAGGAGGGCGACCAAGCAGUCCACACGAUGAUGCGUGACUCUGGCACUGCGCCGCUACCAUCUGCCUCCACCAGACAAGGUCAGAAAGGCUUGCUCCAUCGGCUGGUAUCGCGAAGUACCGAAGCCAAUCUGGCUCCUCAGCGCCCACCACCCUCGCUAGCACGGCACAGGGGGCAAGGGCCGGGGUCUGGAGUACCGCUGGAUGCACGCCAGGCACUGUGGUGCGCCCAAGCGAACACUGACAGGCUCGAUGAGACACAGCAACCACCACCAGCAUCGAUCAGAAUUGGGGUAAUGUCUCGCACUUCUACUUCUCCGCGUCUACGCCUUGCUUCUUCUGUCAUUUGCACCUGCGUCACACAUGGCCUCGACAUGGGCACCAACAGGAUCAGGAGCAUGAUGCGAACCGCCAGCAGCGCCACCUUGGAGCCCACGUUGUGCCAUUCCCACGCCGCUGGCCGGUCUCGACUAUUUCGCACAAUCAUUGACCAUGGCCGAGGCUACACUUUUGCCAUGGGCGACUCGCCCCACCUGCCUUUCACUAAGAUACCUUUAAGUAAAGCUCGUGGCCGGUUGUCUUACGACCGAGGGCUAGGAAGACGUGGUCGUGAGCGAGCUCGCCGAAUCGGUGUAGCAACAGCCGGGCUGGCACAGUCCAGGCAGUGCCAGCUCGCCGAAAAGCUUCAAGUAAGCAUCUCCUCAAGGAGGGAGUCGACAGUUGAACGACUCAUGGGUGGAGACCCCAGACUUCCACGUCGGUCAGGUCAGGACAUGCUACCGAUGCCCGCGCCGGCGCCAACCGUCCGCUGCCCAACCCAAGCACCCCACGAGUCCCAUGCUGGAUUGCAUACAACUCGGCCUGUCCCUCGGUCCAUCAACCACACCCUACCAACCUCGAGCAUCAAUGGGCUGAAGCAUGCGGGCAGCAUGCUGGUGACUGUCCAAACCUGCCUCUGGUGCCAGGCACCAUCAGUAUGCCUCGAUCCCGCUUCUGCACCCCAGCCGGCCCUUCUGGUCCAGCCCAUGGCCAUCCUGAGUUAUUCAUUGCGUUACAAAGUUCUCAGCCACUGCAAUGUACAUGUACUGCAACGUCUCUGCUUAACCCCACACCACACCCACACACGGCGCCAGUCGCCCGUUUUCCCCUCCCAUCUCUUGGUUCGCUCGUCUGGUCUCGACCGUAUGCCCAAGACCCCUGUUCCCCUCAUUGCAACCCUGGAAAAGCCUGGCUCUGUCGCUCCCUAUCCUCUUGUGUGCAAGCGGCUCCCAUCCUACCCCAAGGGGGAGAAGAGGAGAAAUCAGACGAUCCUGGCCCUGUCGCCUGUGCCACCUUUCGGCUUCGAGAACCAGCCGGGGGACAUCAUCCGCUAA